UACAGCAGACAUAAAUUCACACAUUUGGGACGUGCACAUACUUACAUACUGUAUGAGCGGACUCUGCCCAUGUCAUCCAUGAUUUGACUUUAAGUGGUCUCGACAAACUGUCUCAGUGGACCACGUCUUUGUUGUGGGGGAGAGUACAGACAACAACACUGCUCUUCGCUAUGCUUAGAAGUGUCAGGAAAACCAAGCGGGUGUUCCUGACGAUGGUGUUGGGGAGUGUGCUGAUGCUGGCGUCCUACCAGCUCUACACCAGCUCUCAGCGCGGGCGUAAGAGCAACCUCGCAGAUGGCAUCAGGAGCCUGGUAUCGACUGCGGACCACUUGGGAAAGAAAAUUUCUGUAAUCAAAGAAUCAUUGGAUGUAAAAACGCAUGCCUGGUUCGGGAAUAUCCAAUUUUCUUCAAAUUUACCUGAGGAUUCAAACUUACCCUACAUAGACGAGAAGUCGUUAAAUAUCACCACGAGACCAGUGGAUUUGUACAAUGAAGCGAUGGCAAGCAAAGGCGAUCUUGACCCUGACAAUCCCCCACUAAAGAAGAUUCUCUUCUGGAAUAGCGCUUACGACAACAUGCAUUACGGGUUCGGGUUUGGUCGGGAGCCGUUCCUGCGGGCGGGGUGUCCCGUCAACACCUGCAUGACUACGUCAAACCGAUCCAGGUUCCCUCUCAAGGAUAUUGAUGCUCUGAUGUGGCACUUCCGGGCCAAUGAUAGAUCCCUGCCAGCCACCAGGUCUCCACAUACUCGCUACGUGUUCUGGGUGAUGGAAUCCGCCUCGUAUCUCUUUGGGGAGUUGGGUUCCUACAAGAACAUCUUCAACUGGACCUUCACCUAUAGACGUGAUUCGGAUUUCCCGAACCUGUACGGACAAGUGUUUCGCCGUACGAAGCCUCUCCAGCCUCAAGAGAGAAAUUACGCGGCCAACAAGACCAAAAUGGCCGCCUGGUUUGUUUCCAACUGCAAUACGAUGAGUGGCAGAGAAAAGGUGGUGGAAAAACUGAGGCAGUGGAUCACCGUGGAUCAGUUUGGUGCCUGUGGGGAGUUGAAAUGUGAUAGGCAACAAGAAGCAGAGGUCUGUUUCCCAAUGCUCAACUCUCAUUACAAGUUCUACCUGGCCUUUGAAAAUUCCCUGUGUCAGGAUUACGUCACUGAGAAAUUCUUCAACAAGUUGAGGUUGGACGUGGUUCCUGUGGUGUACGGACUGGGCAACUACUCUGCUUGCGCACCGCCACACUCUUACAUUGAUGCUCUCAAGUUCCCCACCGUCAAGUCUCUGGCGCUCUACCUCAUCUACCUCAACAACAACGACACGGCUUACAAUGAAUACUUUAGAUGGAAGCGCUUUCAUCAACAGCCGCACGACUGGGUUCUGGUAGCCAAGCCUUUCUGUGACCUGUGCGAGCGUCUCCACAGCGACAACACGACCAAAGUCUACAAUAUGCACCGUUGGUUCGUUGAUGGGAGCAGCUGCAAGAUAUUUAACUCGAAGGAUAUCGAGGCCUUCAUCGCCGGGUAACGUGCGGGAGAGACAUUUUCUCCAGCAGGAAGUUAGUUUUUUGGUAAAUAGCUAAUCUCUUAGAAUAGUCCUUUAUAAAUAUGUAAAUAGUGAUAGUUCACACAGUAUCUGUAUCAUCUAUUGCAAUUUAUGGGAUUUUAUUUUUAAAGAAAAUUAAAAUUAA
Molecule: messenger RNA, 1683 nt
Organism: Procambarus clarkii (red swamp crayfish)
Lineage: Eukaryota; Metazoa; Arthropoda; Malacostraca; Decapoda; Cambaridae
Product: alpha-(1,3)-fucosyltransferase C
Cellular component (GO): membrane
Molecular function (GO): fucosyltransferase activity
Source: RefSeq, a predicted model, not a curated record